UCCCCUCGGUGGCCUCGCAGUCUCAGCCGAGGCGGUGGGGAGCAGGUCAAUCCUGCCCCCGGUCCCCGCGGGUGGAACGGAGCGUGGGCGGGGCUCCCGGAGAUGAUGUCGCCGGGGCGGGGCGCGCGGAGUCGGCCGGCGGGUGUACGGUCUGGCUGGAGUCAGCUGGAACUCCACACUCGGUCCCGAGAUGACGGCAAGGAAGCGGGUGGUGAAGGUAACCGAGCUGGAGGACCUUCAGAAGCAGCUUCCCAAGUACGUCCGGAACCUGUCCAGUGAUGAUGCCAACGUGCUGGUGUGGCAUGGGCUCCUCCUGCCUGAAACACCGCCCUACAACCUCAAGGCCUUCGAAUUUCGCGUCAGCUUCCCUGGGGACUACCCGUUCAAGCCCCCGACGGUGAUGUUCACGACCAGGAUCUACCACCCCAACGUGGACAGCAGCGGGCAGGUGUGCCUGCCCAUCACCAGCAAGGAGACCUGGAAACCUCACAUCAGGACCUCACAGGUCUUGGAGGCCCUCAGCGUGCUGGUGAAUACACUAGAGGUGCGGCAGCCCCUUCGGGUGGAGCUCGCUGACCAGCUGACACAGGACCCGGAGCUGUUCAACAAGAAGGCCGAAGAGUUCACCCUCCAGUUUGGAGUGGACCGACCCUCCUAACUCUGCCUCUCUGCCUCUGAUCCGUCUCUGCACCGGAUGCUUUCUGUGUGAUGGACGGACACGUGUCAUGGACUAGGGGCCAGAGCCCCUUCGCGGUCCAUUCCUGCUCAUUUCUUCCAAGUUUCCCUUCUUAGAUUGUUAGUCAUUUGUGUGUAUGUGUGUGUGUGUGUGGUGGGGAGGGGGCUGCAGUUAUGUGCGUGGUGUGCGGACCCACUGGCCACAGGUGUGCUUUCCCCACUCCCUUUCUCUGCCCCAGAGCCAGGGCUGUUUAGGUUUGCAGAGUCACAGGCCAGCUCCCCAGUGCUCUGUGGCAUGGGAAUCCUGAUCCCACUAGUUGGUCCUUCUUAGAGACCCAGGACAGCUUCCAGGCCAGCUGGUAGGAAAUGAGCCCAGCGGCCAACCAGAAUCUCCAAGGGCCUAGGCAUGGGGGGAGGGCAGAGGG
This is a messenger RNA of Hippopotamus amphibius kiboko, 1100 nucleotides long. RefSeq names its product ubiquitin conjugating enzyme E2 L6 (gene UBE2L6). The transcript has 4 exons. Lineage: Eukaryota; Metazoa; Chordata; Mammalia; Artiodactyla; Hippopotamidae. Bases 191 to 658 code for a protein of 155 amino acids. The record is from RefSeq and is a predicted model, not a curated record.